Messenger RNA from Epinephelus fuscoguttatus (brown-marbled grouper), 5195 nucleotides. RefSeq names its product alpha-N-acetylgalactosaminide alpha-2,6-sialyltransferase 2-like. NCBI's taxonomy places the organism in Eukaryota, Metazoa, Chordata, Actinopteri, Perciformes, Serranidae. The transcript has 10 exons. The record is from RefSeq and is a predicted model, not a curated record. Bases 580 to 1929 code for a protein of 449 amino acids. Gene Ontology annotation, molecular function: sialyltransferase activity.
UUUUGGGAUCCACCCCCUGAUUGCACUGCUUUUAACCCAUGAGCGCUAUUGAAGGACUUCUACCAAAUACACCAAUAAACGUGUUCACAGUAUUCAAUGCAAGCUAUACAGUCCACAUAACAGCCACUCUCAUCCUUGUUUUAAUAUGAUAUGCUUUUGUUUGCUGUUCUUCCACACAUGAGGAAGUAACCAAAGCAGCUGGAUCUUGUCCAGCACAGAACAGGAUUUUCUAGUUACCCCUCUGUAAAUAUAAUUCAUAAAUGAAUGUUGUUUCUGUUAGUUUUAUAUUAUGGUUAUUUAUGACAUAACUUUUUUUUAAAUCCAAUUUUACCAUUAAAUCUGUACAAAUCCUGUGAAGUCUGUUGUGCAAAACCUCCCCUCUGUUGUGUAAUAAACCAGAUAUUGUACCACUGUGAAGGUGUGGGAGCAUAGUUCUGCUUUUAUUGUAUAUCUCUUUGGCCCUGCCCAGUAAAGUGUUGUGACAUAGUGUAGAUAUUUCAUUAAACUUUUCCAUGAGGGAAAGCAAACAGUUGCCAGCUGUUGACUGAACAGCAAAGCCUCCAGGUCUCAGUCUUGGGAAUGGCACUCCCAAAGUCCAGGCUUUUUUUCUGGCUGCUCGUCAGCUCAGUUUUCAUUGUGGUUUUUAUUUUAUCAUGGGGAGAUUACUCAAGAAAUAUCAGCUUGGCUGCUUUCUCAGUGACAAACAGAAGUGCGGAAACAUCUCACUUCUGGGAUUUAAUAAGAAACUCGACUCCCCUAUCUAUUGUGUUUAACUUGACACGUGCGGCAAAAACGGCUGAUUCUGAAAAAACAAACCCAGUAACGAAACUUAAAGUGGAUCAGAUGAGAAGCUCUACACAUGCUGCUGUGGCUGAGACUCCCAUGCCCAUCCUCUACAGAAGUUCCUUCAAGAAGGCUCCUCAGUGGGAUUUUGAUGAUGUUUAUAACCAGGAUGCUCCACCCAGACCCUGGACAUGUGCUGAGUCUUUGCGAAACAAUGAGGAUGAGAGCUUCAAAAAGGCUUUCCUUCCCAACAUACGUGUGUUUCUGCACAAGGACAACAUCAACAUGAGCGAGUGGAACCGGCUUUCACAUUUUAACAAUCCCUUUGGUUUUAUGCAGUUUCCCUAUGACGAGGUGAUGAGUGCUGUGAAGUUGAUCCCAAAGCCAAAAGAGCCACUGCUCCUUCCAAAGCCAGGCAGCGGCGGGUGUGUGCGCUGUGCUGUGGUGGGCACUGGGGGGAUCCUCAACGGCUCCAAGAUGGGGAAAGAGAUCGAUGCUCACGACUAUGUUUUCCGGAUGAACGGUGCAGUCACCGAAGGUUACGAGGAAGACGUGGGAAACAGAACUUCUGUGUAUGUUCACACAGCACACUCCAUCAAUGCCUCGCCAUAUUUUUUCAGCAAGUUCGGAUACAAAGCCGCCCCUCAUGAUGAGGGUAUAAAAUACGUGAUGAUACCUGAGGGGAUGAGGGAUUACAAUUGGCUCGGUGGUCUUCUGAGAGGAGAAAGGAUUACUAAUGGCUCAUAUAAAAACAGGAGGCCAAGGACAUACUACUCUGGGCAGUACAACGAGUCCCGCUUUUAUGUCCUGCACCAGGAUUUCCUCAGAUACGUCAAAAACAGGUUCUUAAAGUCUCGUUCUCUGAAUAGUUCACACUGGGCAAUAGUCAGACCAACCAAUGGGGCAUUUGCUCUCUUCCUGGCUCUGCAAACCUGUGACACUGUGAGUGCAUAUGGAUUCAUAACUGAGGACUACAAGAAAUACAAUAACUACUACUUUCAGAGAAAUGUUAAAACCCAUAUUAUUUUCUACUCCAAUCACGACUAUAUGCUGGAGAUGAAGAUGUGGAAAAAACUACACGACAGCAAAAUACUGUGGCUUUAUCAAGGACCGGACUCAGGAAAAGGGACAGAAAAGCCGAAGUAACACUGAUACUGAUACACUGAGGAUGGCAUCAAGAAUCUAGGUCAUUUUAUAAACUGCAUAUUUAAAAAUGUUAUUCUUGUUUACCCAAACCAUGUGAGACAAUAUGUGACUGACAGUUUUGCCUUCCUUUGGUGUUUCUACACCUUAGUAAGUCUUUUGUAGAUACUCUUAUUUGACCCUAACUGUGGUGGAUAAAAUUCAAGUAACACUUCUCUGCACACACGGUUUAACAGCACGACAAACUACUGCCUCCAGGAACAGACUUUAAUUAACACAUCUGGUUUAACAUUUUCUAAAAAAAAAUGGAAAUUAUAAUCUUACUGCAGGUCGGAUUUAUAGAAGGGCUUUUGUGUCAGCCUGCAUCAGUUUCAGCGAAUUGUAGCAAAUAGUUUAAAUUGAAGUUUCAUCUUAGGUGCUGAGUCAUUCUGAGAUAUCAAAAUAUUAAUAUCAAAGUACCAAAUAACAGUAACAAAUAAUAGAAAUAAAAGCCAAUGAAUAAGAGAAAGGACAUAUAUGGGACACUUUACAAACGGCACCCCAUAGAAAUACCCAUAGGGUAUUAACACUAAAUCAGAGACGUUUCAGGAAGUAGAUGGCACACUUUAAAAGUUAGGCGAUGCUUGUAUUUCUGUCACAUGGGCACAUGGGAGAAGUUUGCCUGGCAGAAAUAUUAUUCAUUUUAACAUAAACCAUAAUUUUUUGCCCCUAAAUAUGACAAAAAAUUCCUUUUUGGCAGAAAUCACUCAAGGCCGUAUCUACUGUUGUAUUGUUUUGAGUCUGCUUUCAUCCAUCCACAUGACUUUCACAACAUUUCAAAAUGAGGUAGGGGAUGCAGGGGAGAGACUACAAGUACCGUUUCGUAGCACUGAUAAUGCUUGGGUGUCGUUUUUUGUUAUAGAGCAUCUUUGACUGCAUAACAUUCAAUAUACUGUGACGUAAGUAGAUUAUACACGAGUUUCCUGUUUACAAAAAAUCAUCAGCACAGUACAAACCUCACUGCUACAGUGUCAUGAUUAUGGACCUUUGCAGUAUUCAGAAAACAAACAACUUGCCUGAACCACUGAAGCAGGAUUUAUACUUGUGCGUCUGUUCUAUGCUGUCCCUAUGCUGUAGCCUACACACUUGGCCUACACCAUUGUGAGCAUUUAUACUUGUGCGGUGGUGUGUCUGUGUCACUCUGCAGUGACACCUCCAACACUCUAGUUGGCGGCGAGGUUUCUGUGAAGUGCUGUAAAGUUUAGUUGAUUCAAAACACACAUUAAACACACAUUAAACAUGGCUUAAUAGAGACAAUUUCAAACACAAGUACACAAAUCAGCUUCACUAUAACUCGCAGCAUUCACAGACAAACACUUGUCUUUAUCUGGACACAUUUUCCCCACAAAUACAACAUGCUAACGUUAUUAGCACAAGCCUAUGGCAUUUUACAUUGUAUAAAUUAGCCUAGCGGUUAGUGGGCUUUUCCUCUGCUCAUAUGAAGCCAGGAUAAAUCACACACAAGACUUAAAAUGCUGGGGCAUCAGUGGCUUAGGGGGCGAUCACACAGAAAUGAGACGCAGAAAUGCGGACGCUUCAAAGACGCUUGAAACGCUGGAAGCACUUAUUCAGUGUGCGCUAGACAAAAAAACCCCCCCAGCAAGGAGCGCCUGUGGAGUAGCUGAGCUGUGUGUGUUUCCCCCAAAGACAGUAGAGACAGUAGCUUACAUGAAACUAGAGUUGUGUGUGUGUUGUAUAAUUCUUCAAAAUCAAAUAUUGUCAGUAUAAAUUUCUUGUCUUCGGAUUGCAUUGUGUUGUCUGUCGCUCGUAAGUGCCGUAAAACUGCUGUAACUGACCAAACUGCCGUAACUGCCACAACAAAACAAGAAGGAGGAUAUGAUUUGAUUGGUGCUACUGGCGUCUGACGCUCAAAAAGUUGAAAAUAUUUUAACUUUUCAGCAUCUACGCACAUCUAAAAAGAAGUGUCUACAAAAACGCGCGUCUAAAAAGACAUGUCUACAAAAACGCGUGUCUAAAAACGCGUGUCUAAAAAGAAGUGUCUACAAAAACACGCGUCUAAAAAGACGCUGGAAAAACGCCCGUCUAAAAAGACGCUUGAACGCCAGUCAGACACGCCGUAUCAUAGGAAAACAAUUGUUUUACUGGCGUUGCGCUUCUAGUGUUUCAUCUCGGUGUGAUCGCCCCCUUAGUGGUUAGAGCACCUGCCCCAUGCACAAGGCUGUUGCCGCAGCGACCCGGGCUCGACUCCAGCCUGUGGCCCUUUGCUGCAUGUCACUCCCUCUCUCUCCCCCCCUUAAAAUGACUUAAAAUGUUAUUUUUGUGAAGGCUUUAUUGUCUUCACAAUUUAUUGUUUCUUAUCUGAGAAAUUAAAGUAAAUAAAAGCUUUGUUUCCACUGAGGGAAAUGGUUUCAUCUUACACAAAUAGACAGGAGGUCUGCGUCGCCUAGAUGUGUCGUUACAUUUCUGGGGAGGUGCACAUCAGGCUACAGCGAUUCAACGCAUAAGUAUAAAUCCUGCAUAACUUUUCAGAAUAACAUUUACACACCAUUCAUUCUAUUCGCUCUAGCUAGCUAACAUGUAUUCCAGCUAAUGCUAAUUGAGACUACACAAAGAUAUCUCCUGCAAUUAGGGAGAAAAAAUAUGUUUAUCUCUUGGAUUCAGACCACUGAAACACCUGCAAACAAGAAAAGUUAGCAUUUAUGAAAUUCUCGCUGUUAGCAUGGACGAGGACAAGGCCUCGUCAUUUUUGAUAAUAGUUAGCAAGUAAGCUAACUGUGUACUGUUGUAUGCCACUGCUUACUAUCAAAAUAAAGCAGAUCUUUAUAUAUGCCAGAUAUUUAAUUGCAAAGAAAUGGGAUUUUCAGGAUUUAUGCUAGCUAUUGAUAUAGAUAAUUCUGUACUCUGCAUUGAAACAGAGGUUUCUCGGUAUUGAACAUUUUCACGUGUUACUUGAAUGAUUUUUUUGUUGCCCCCCACAUGUGUGCUCAUUUCACAAUGGCAUUGCCCAGAAACCCAUCUGUAUAGUGAGUUCUUAAGUAAGAAUAUGAUAAUAUAUUUGAAAGUGUCUGAUACAUUUACAUUUAUUAUGACACAUUUAUUGCACUUGGUCUCUGUUAGCUUUUAUAUUAGUUGUUAUCAUACACAUUCUGGGAAUAAUGCAAGCAUUCAUAUACAAUAUAUAUAAUGUACUAGUGUGUGUUUGCUUCAUUAAAUCAUAUACUUUCUUUGUAUUUUCAAGUCAAGAUGAAAUAAAAAAUGCCUUCUUAACU